Messenger RNA from Prunus armeniaca (apricot), 2289 nucleotides. NCBI's taxonomy places the organism in Eukaryota, Viridiplantae, Streptophyta, Magnoliopsida, Rosales, Rosaceae. The record is from the annotation of a GenBank genome assembly.
AUGGGAGGUCUGGAAGGCUGGCAGGAUCAGGCCUUGCACGUGUUGGGCUCGAAGCAGGGGCAUGGAGGCGCUGGACCAAGAGCUGGAGCAAGGGGGGAAUUGGGCCAUCGCGCGACAUGGGCUUGCGCUAGGCAAGCUGGCCACGUGCUCGAUUUGGGGCGGUCUGGCGCAUCACCUGGGCCUCGCAUGCGAGCAGCCUCGCUGGGCGCUCGAGCUGGGCUGGAACUCGCGCUGGGCUGGAGACGCGAGUUGGGCUGCGCGCGCUGGGCAGUUCAUGCGGGCUGCUUCCUUUUUUUUUUUUUUUUUUCUGCUGCUGUUUUUUCUUUUCUGAUUUUUUUUUGUUCACGAGCUAGGAAUUUUAACCUGCAAUUUCCUUUGUUAUUCUUUGCAGCUACUCAACGACCAUGUCUUCUGAAAGAAGGAGCCGAUCACCAAGCUCGCAAGUACCCUUGUACCUAUGGGGUGGCUCUCAAGUUCCCAAAGAGAAGUUUGUGGGCCAAUCUGCACCGUGUCACCACCGAGGCCCAGUUCAAAACAUGGCGUGCCCUUUUCAAUUUCGCCAUUCCCAAGGACGUACAUGUCAAGUUAGCAGAGCCCUCAUCCGACAGCGUACCACGGGUGGAUUCGAACAAUCCAGGUGCCAGGAUCAUCACGUUCCGCCCCUUCUAUUUCUCGCUAGGCUUCACGUUUCCGAUGUCGAAAUUUUUCAGGGAUGUGCUUUGCGCCAUGGAGUGUGCCCCGAGCCAGUGUACUCCAAACGUUUAUCGAGCGGUCAUCUGCUUUGAAAAUUUGAGUCACUUCUUCAAGCUAGAUUUGACAGUGCAGGAAUUCUUCUAUUUCUUCGAGGUGAGACGCUUCGAGAAGUAUGCCCAACUUCGUGCGCGCAAACCCAAGUUGUUUGAUAGUUUAAGUCAAGGCGAUCAUGUGUGGAGCAAGGAUGUGCUGGAGGUCAGUGGCAGAUGGGAAGGGGAGGUUGGCGACGGUCCGCUCGUUCCUCUCACCUACUGUGACGAUGAUGCCAUCCGAAAGAAGCUCGUCCUCGACCCAGACAUGAUGAAGGUUCGGCAGGCUUUGAGCAUCCCUGCCAAGUUUCGUGAAUGGCGCUGGCUGUUGAGCGAACAUCGGAAGAAAGUCGGUGGCCUGCCCCCUGCUGAAGAUAUUGAAAGAUGGAAGUUGCACUGCCUGAAGCUAAGUGACUUGCCAGUUGAGCAGGAUGAGUCAUCGACCGAGUCCCCCGAGGAUAGAAAGGCGUGCAGUGGACCUGCCCGUGACGGAGCUGCAGUUUCUCGAUCAAUGGAUACGUCCCUGCAGCGGGGGCAGCCGAGAUCUUCUCUUGCCGCGAACAAGUCUUCCUCACAGGAGGCCUCGUCUGCCGGGAUCAAACGCCUCGUCAGCGCGAACAGCAGGAAGGCCAACGGCAUGCAGGAAGUUCGGGAUAUGUUGUUCAAGUCGCCAACCGUAUUGCCCAAAACUUGUGAUCUGCCUUGUAAGGAGGCCGUUGAGAAGCAAGGUUCGGGGCGUCUGCGCCGGUCUGGGGACCAAACUGAGAGGACUGUACCUCUGCCCAGCCACCAUGACUCGUCUGCAGGACCACGAACAAUCAAGCGCGGAGCUGACUCGAUGUUGCAAGCUGCAAGCAAGAAAGCUAAAGAGUCGUCUGCUCGAGCAAAGAGUCCUCCAGUCGCGCGAACUGCUGGUUUGGGGAUUGGUGAUAACUCUGUUGGGGGUGAGCCUGUGUCUGAUCUGCUGAAAACGGGCUUUCUAUCAAGUCCAUCUGCUUGUGCUAAGCUAGCUGACCAUAACUCGCAUGAUGUUGCCCCCUCUUCUGCCCUGCUUGACGAGCUGGUGAAGAAGAAUGCUGACCUGACUGACAAGCUCUCGAACGAGCGGAUUCGCCAUGACGCGAGGAUUUCCGAGAUGAAGGAGAGUAUGUCCGCACUUAAGAGUUCUGUUGGCCAAAAAGAUGACGAAGUCAAGUCUCUUAUGGCUACCCUGCUCGAACGCAAGGAAGCCUACUUUAGCCUCGAACGCAAGCAUGCUGCUCUGGCCCAGAUCGUGAUAGGCUGCUGGUCAAGUUUGACAACCAUGUGGAAGCCACGGAGGUGUCCAAACAUGAGAUUGCUGCUAAUGCGUACAAGCUGGGAUACCUGGACUGCCAGAACGAUCAAUGUUGUGGAUGCAGAGGCAGUUGAAGAGCAGGUAGCAGAUGAAGCCGCAACGGAGGAAGACAAGCCCCAAGGCGGGUCAGCUGAGGUGGGUAAGGAACAAGCGGCCAAGGCAGUUGAGUAG